CUCUCUAUUUCCCUGUGGCCCUCCCCCUCCCUUUUCAUGUUUCCCCCUCCCUCCAUCCUCUCUUUCCCUCGCUGGUUCAGUUAGUCAAAGAAGAGACUCAGGGAAGGAGAGAAAAGGGGGGAAAGGCAGGACGAGAGUGAGAGCGCAGGAGUGGGGCAGGCUGGGGAGAGGGGUGUGGGGUCUCAGCCCUCUGUCGUGGGGGGGUUGGGGGGGUUGAGAUACACCCCAAUAUUUUGUUUUAAGUACCAUGGACUGCCUCUGCAUUGUGACUACAAAGAAAUACAGGUACCAGGAUGAGGAGACGCCCCCCUUGGAGCACAGUCCAGCACAUCUGGCUCCAGGGAAAAGUGCAGAGAUGCUUCACAUGAGUGACAAGAACCUUGCUGCCAUGGAGGCGAUACACGGCUACACACCUCACACGCAUAUCUCUCCUGUCAAGCCUGUAUUGAUGUCUACUGGACACACUCCAAUGUACACCUCCGCGGUUUCCACACUGGGAAACACUCCUCCAGUGGUGGUGAACACCGACACACUCGACGGCUCCCCAUACGUGAAUGGGACAGAAGGAGAAAUCGAGUAUGAGGAAAUCACACUGGAGAGGGGUAACUCAGGCUUGGGCUUCAGCAUAGCAGGGGGAACAGACAACCCUCAUGUGGGUGACGACCCAAGUAUCUUUAUCACCAAAAUCAUCCCGGGAGGAGCUGCAGCUCAGGACGGACGGCUGAGUGUAAAUGACUGCAUCCUGUUUGUGAAUGAUGUUGACGUGAGAGAGGUGACACACAGCCAAGCCGUCGAGGCCCUUAAGGAGGCAGGUGCUAUUGUACGCCUCUAUGUUCUUCGCAGAAAACCAGCAGCAGAAAAAGUCACCGAAAUCAAACUAAUCAAGGGGCCUAAAGGAUUAGGCUUCAGCAUUGCAGGCGGGGUGGGAAACCAGCACAUACCGGGAGAUAACAGUAUCUAUGUCACCAAGAUCAUCGAGGGCGGGGCCGCUCAUAAAGAUGGGCGUCUGCAGAUCGGGGACAAGAUCUUAGCGGUGAACAACGUGUGUCUGGAGGACGUGAUGCACGAGGAUGCGGUGGGGGCUCUGAAGAACACAGCCGAGGUGGUGUACCUCAGGGUGGCCAAGCCCAACAACCUGUUCCUAACCAACUCCUACAACCCUCCAGACCUCACCAGCACAUAUUCACAUAUGGAUACUGAGCUCAGCCACCCCAACUACCUGGGAUCCGAUUACCCACAAGCCCUCACUCCAACCUCGCCGAGUCGGUUUUCUCCUGUUCUGCAUGGCAUGAUGGGAGAUGACGACAUCCCCAGGGAACCUCGCCGAGUUUUGAUUCACCGAGGCUCUACGGGUUUGGGGUUCAACAUCGUUGGAGGUGAAGAUGGAGAGGGAAUCUUCAUCUCCUUCAUCCUGGCAGGGGGGCCGGCUGACCUCAGCGGCGAGCUGCAUAAGGGCGAUCAGAUCCUCAGUGUAAACGGCGUGGACUUACGCAUGGCCACGCACGAACAGGCAGCUGCAGCACUGAAGAACGCCGGUCAGACCGUAACCAUCAUCGCUCAGUACAGACCCGACGAGUACAGCCGGUUUGAGGCGAAGAUUCACGACUUGAGGGAGCAGUUGAUGAACAGCAGCAUGGGCUCUGGGACUACAACGCUAAGAAGUAACCCAAAGAGAGGCUUCUACAUCAGGGCUCUGUUUGACUACGAUAAGACUGCAGACUGCGGCUUUCUCAGUCAAGCGCUGGGCUUCAGGUUCGGGGAUGUGCUGCACGUGCUGGACUGCGGGGAUGAGGAGUGGUGGCAGGCCCGCAAGGUCAGCCCCCAGAACGAGGCCGAGGAGGUGGGCUUCAUCCCCAGCAAGCACAGGGUGGAGAGAAAAGAGUGGUCACGUGGUAAUACCAAAGAGAGGGACCAUGGCCGAGACACCUUGGGCACUCAGGGGAGAGAUAAAGCCUCACACAGUUAUGAGACAGUCACCCAGGUGGAAGUGCAUUAUGCGAGGCCCAUCAUCAUCCUGGGUCCUGUGAAGGACAGGAUAAAUGACGACCUGUUGUCUGAAUUCCCUGAUAAGUUUGGAUCUUGUGUCCCACACACCACGCGGCCAAAGAGGGAAUAUGAGGUGGACGGUCGAGACUACCACUUCGUGUCGUCACGGGAACAGAUGGAGAAGGACAUCCAGAGCCAUCGCUUCAUCGAAGCGGGGCAGUACAACAGUCACCUGUAUGGCACCAGUGUCCAAAGUGUCCGCGAGGUGGCUGAGCAGCAAGGGAAACACUGUAUCCUGGAUGUCUCGGCCAAUGCUGUGCGCAGGCUACAAGCAGCUCAACUUCACCCUAUUGCCAUCUUUGUCCGGCCUAAGUCGCUAGAGAAUGUCCUAGAAAUCAACACUCGCCUGACAGAGGAGCAGGCCAGGAAAGGAAUGGACCGGGCUCUAAAACUAGAACAAGACUUCAUAGAGUGUUUUUCAGCUGUCGUGGAGGGGGACAGCUUUGAAGAGGUCUAUCACAAAGUAAAGACAGUGAUUGAGGAGCAAUCAGGGCCUUACAUCUGGAUCCCCACCCGGGAGAGGCUGUGAUGCCGCACACCCUGCUCAACCACCUGCCCUUCGCCGCCACCAACCGCCACCGCCACCGCCACCACUACAACACCCCCCCCCCCCCCCUCCUCCUUCACCCUCACAGCAGAGCCAGCCUCGCCUGCCUGUCUGUCCUCCAGCAAAGUCAGUGCUUAGGCAAUCACUGACAACACAGAGAGACAAAUGCAUACUAAGACAAACACAGAGACAGAGACAAACACAGGAAGUGACACAGCCAGGCAAAGAGUGAUACCAAAAAAGAGACUCUGAGACAGACGUGAGCACCGUGGUGUCAAACUAAAUCGAAAGUGACGGAAAAGAAAAGACCUAAUCAGUAUUCCACUUUAUUGAGGCGAGAUUGAACACUUAAAGGGCCGAUCCCAGAUUGAAUAGCGAGGCCCUGUUCAAACUUCGCAUUGAAAUGCAUCUUUGUAUACAAGUGGACAGCUCUGUAAACAGCUGUUAGAGCAAAACUAGAUGUACAAGAAAAGCAGCGUGUGUAUGUAAAUCCGCCGAGGUGUGUUUCUCAACAGAUGAAAGCUAAUGAAGCGAAAUCCAAUCAUAAAGUGGCUCCUUGAGACAGAUCUCAGAUGUGUUUUGAUGCCAGGUGUGAACUGCAGUCCUCUGGAGCUCGGCUCAGCCCAAAUAUGCUUUUUGGAAACAACACUUCAGGUCUGGGCAGGGCUUGAACGAGAGUGAGGGAGCGACCUGGUAGGGUAGCCAGACCGCCUCACCCUCCCCACCCCGCCUCCCACCCUCUCAAGCCUCAUGCGCCCCACUUGAACGCCAAUUCCUGAGACGGAGGUGCCUAAAUAAGACGCUGGCCCCUCUUUUUAUAAGACAUCCUGGCUUUCUGUAGUCCUCUCUCCUCCUGUCAGCUCUGCCUUGUUUCAGGACAAGAAAGUUGGAGAAUGGUGCACAGAAGCUUGCUGAGUUCCUCUUGACCGAGAGCCUUUUCUCAGCAAAAAAAAAAACUCACACUUUUUUUUUUUUCUUUUUUUUUAUUUUGUGAAUCUCUUCUUGGUUCUGGAUGCAAACUCAGAACCGGUCCUCAGCGAUCAAGACUGACUUUUGUUCAAUCAUCCAUGUUGAAUGCUGCAAGGCAUUAUUUAAAGGCAGUUCAAGUAAUUAUACCAAUAAAAACUCAUAUGCUGAAUUUGUGCAUGCAUCCUCAAAGAGUGGAGAAGGGGAACAAAAAUAAUGGAAAAAAUAUGAGGAAAAAAAAAGAAGAGAGGCGUGUGAGUAAAGUAGGACCUCCCUCGAGUCGU
This is a messenger RNA of Salarias fasciatus (jewelled blenny), 3843 nucleotides long. It is a transcript of the gene dlg4a, whose product is annotated as discs, large homolog 4a (Drosophila). Gene Ontology annotation, biological process: cell-cell adhesion; AMPA glutamate receptor clustering; chemical synaptic transmission. The record is from RefSeq and is a predicted model, not a curated record. Lineage: Eukaryota; Metazoa; Chordata; Actinopteri; Blenniiformes; Blenniidae. The coding region runs from base 248 to 2575 and encodes 775 amino acids. Gene Ontology annotation, molecular function: ionotropic glutamate receptor binding; protein kinase binding. The transcript is spliced from 22 exons. Gene Ontology annotation, cellular component: neuromuscular junction; postsynaptic density membrane; neuron projection.